AUCAGUUUAAAAUCAGUGUAUGUAUUACCAGAGAACGUAUAUCAUAUAUGAUAUGCUUCAUUCUCAACAUCUGAAAUUCCUCAGUGAAAAAUCCCUCAACUUGCCACUUGAUUGCUUUGUUUUUGUUCACUACUAAAAACUCUACAAUUGAUUACAAACACUGGGGAUUAACUAUUGUGCUUUUACUAUUGCAUAUUUUAUCAUAUAUUAUUGAAAUUUAUAUAUUACCAAAAUAUUAAUUUGAUAAAAAUGUCAACAGAUUUACUCGGAUUUUUAUAUGCCGCCACUGUUGCUGCUGGCGGUAUUGUAGGCUAUGUUAAAGCCGGUUCCAUACCGUCGUUGGGUGCUGGAUUGGCAUUCGGUGCCAUUCUCGGUGUGGGUGCACACUUGAAUUCACAGGAUCCGCCACGUCCACUCUUGCAGUUGGGCACUUCUGUGGCUUUGGCCGGUAUCAUGGGCGCACGUUGGCAACGAUCUGGUAAAAUGAUGCCUGCUGGCAUGAUUUGCAUUAUAUCUGUUGCCGCCAUGCUUCGAAAUUUAAUCACUUACAAUCGUUACUUGCCAUUACCGGGAAGACAACAGUAAAUCUAUAUGUACAUAUAUGCACAUACAUAUGUAUGUAAAUGAUUGUUUGCAGUUAAUUGCUGGCAGAAAAACUUGCCCUUUUUUACAAAAAAGCAGAGUAUAAUAUUUUGCAAGAUUAGGAGUUUGUACUUCAAAAGUUGAAAUUUGUUAUUAUAACUUUACAAUAAUUAUAAAUAUUUUCGUCUUUUUCUUGUUAUAUUUUGUAUUUAUAUUAUUAAAAAUUAGACUCAUAUAAAUAAAAAUACACCUUUUCAUGCACAAGAA
Messenger RNA from Bactrocera oleae (olive fruit fly), 849 nucleotides. RefSeq names its product transmembrane protein 14 homolog. Gene Ontology annotation, biological process: regulation of heme biosynthetic process. Gene Ontology annotation, cellular component: mitochondrial membrane. The record is from RefSeq and is a predicted model, not a curated record. NCBI's taxonomy places the organism in Eukaryota, Metazoa, Arthropoda, Insecta, Diptera, Tephritidae.